UGUUCGCAGGUUCACACACUCACGUGUAACCGUAAAAAUAGUCUAAAAAAAUCUUAAAAAGCCAGCACACACACACACACACGUUAAAGGAUUGACGGAGAGGGGCUGAAGUAACUCUUCAGAGGCAGUAAAAUCUGUCGGUUGAAUUGGUGGUAGUGCAUUAAUCCGUGUGUGUACAGGGCCACAAUCUCAAUGAUUGGUUUCGUUUGGAGUUGGCUGCGUAAAGCUCACAAGUUUCCCUAUGGUUGUCCCUCGCAAGCUCCCAACAAUUGAUCGGUUUUCUUAUUAUCCCUCCGAAUCCCGAGGCGAAUAUCUCUGUGUGGCUUAUGACAAAGUGGACAGAAGGUGAAACCGAUGAUAAUAGCAAUGAGAAUGACGCGCGGCAUCAGUGUUAAGUGUGUUGAACAGUGUCAACUCGAUGUAUCACACGUAGCUGAUCGUAGCUUCAAGUAUCUAGUGUGAGAGACUUAGUUUUGUAAUAAAAUAGGGUAGUGAGCGAGGGGCUGGGGUUUUUUUUCUGGAAAAUGGAUAAAUAAAUUGUGAAAGCUGAAGAGAUUAGCGUAUCCCUCGUGCCGGGUUUUUCCGAGUGGUUUGAGCGUCAAGAGACGACGUACGGAUAACAUCAGCUCUGGGGAGGACGUUGGAGGACCCAGUCGGAAUUGCAAGUACGGUAUUUUUGACGUUGAUGACAAUAUGGCAACUCAUGGAGGCAGUGCUGGGGAUGGUGGGUCGAUUGCCGGUGGUAGCACUCUACCGUCGACGUCUUCGCCGACACCACUGUUAAUGUCAUCGCCACCCAUCUCCGGGGGAGAUUUUCGACUGACGCAGGGACAGAAUCAAACACAAAUGCCACAGCAGAAAGCGAAUAACUUUGAGCCGCUUGACAAGAGCUGCUCCAAUACUUUGAAGCGUAAUCCGAAGAUGGAGCUGAGUAAGACGGACUUGCUGAAACUGCUUGGUUAUCUCGAGGGAGAAUUGCAGGCUCGAGAUAUUGUAAUUGCUGCUCUCAAGUCAGAGAAGAUGAAGCAUCUGCUGAAUUCCCGGUAUCGGAGUGGUACUUCUGAUCCCCAUGUGGCUCUGGCACGAGACGUUGCAAUUGUCGGGGGAGUAAUCCGGAAUGACAAUGAUCAGAUCGAACGAAAGAUUCCGGAUUUUAAUAUGAGGAUGCUCAAACAGAAAGCCUGCCAGAGACGAAUGGUGGAGAUGUUGGAGGACGCGGAAAUCCGGCAUAGAGCGGUAAUCGAAGAAUUGGAAGAAGAGAAACGUAAACACGAGCAUGACACGGCCCAGGGUGACGACAUAACAUACGGCCUCGAGAAAGAGCGCACGAGAUUGAAGAAGGAAUUAGAACUCGAGAGACAGGAGAAGCAACGACUGGAGAUGGAAUUGAAGAAGGAGAGUUUAGCCCUAGAAAUGGAGAAAAGUAGACAGAAACAAAUUGUUCUCCUCCUCCUAGCAGAACGAAAAAAGAUAAUAAUGAAGUACAUCGAGGAGCGUAAACGUUCCGAGGAUUUGGCGCAGAUACUGAGUGAGGAAAAAGUGAGGAUUGAUUCGAUGGCAGAGGGUCUGGAGGAGGAGAGCAAGAAGUCACUUCAGAUGGAGGCAGAGUUGGAGAAACAGUUGGCUCAAUUUGAUAUGGAGAGGCAGCAGUAUCGACAGGCACUUUCGAAGGAGGAGAAGAAGUCGAAGGAGUUUGAGACAGAGUUGGAGAGAAUGAAGGCAGAGUUGGAGUCGUGGAAGAGUGGGGCUGCGAUACGUGGGGGUAUCAGGGCUCCCUUGGGUGCAACACCACCUCCACCACCUGCUAAACCCGCCAAUUUGGCAGCUAUGCCCACCCUGAGACCUGCUGGGGUGGCGACACAAGCAUUGAAAGGAGCACCUGUUCUAGGUACGGGAACCCCAAUGGUCAGUAGUAAAGUUGUCCAACCCACAGCGACAGUAACCAGUGUACCAGUGAGUGGACCAACAACUGGUAUCGCAAGAUCAGUGACACCGCGUCAAGUAAUGCGAGGUGUGACGUACGGUUCAGCUGUCGCUCCAGCCUCUAUCACCCAGGCACCGUCUCCCCCAGUGACUGGCACUAUCACAAAUGACAGUGCACCACCAGUCACCUCAUCACAAGGAUCAGUACCCCCUGGGCCAGCAGUGCCAGCUAACAUUAUAACUGCUGGUCCUCAAAAUGUUGGUGAUACAAAUACAUCGGCCCCCGAGCCCCAGACAACUGAUAAACGAGUCGUUGCGAACGAGGGAAAGGGCACAGCACCAGCAUCAGCAUUAAAAUCGUCAUUUCAUGGGGCAACAGUUGCUGGAUGUGGUAAAAAACCACUGGUGCCACGUGGUAUGCCACCACCAGUGCCACCGAAUAAACCUGUUGUUCCACCGAAAAAGGAGGCUGCUUACAUGAGACGUCCUGAUCCCAAUCAACCACUUCAAGAUACUUUAAAAAUUGGGAAACAGGGGACGUGUCAGAGUCAGGGGUUAACACAGACACAACAGCCAGCACAGCCAUCAUCACCCAUUCCCACUCAUCAACAGAUCCCUGAUGAGACAAAACCACGCUGAUCCGCUGUCGAAUCACCAUGAUCUCUGGAUAGAACGUGAAUAACCCUGGAUUCCGUAACAAAAAUGUUAACAAUCCAGUCAUUCACUCCAUAGCACAUGCACUUAAUUCGUUGAUUAAUUGUACAUUUUCAAUCUGUUCGAUACAGAUUACAUAAAAGAGAGAAUUUACGUUCGCUAUCAUCACUGCCGCCUCACUACAUAGAUGGAUGAUCAAUAUUGUGGAAUUUAUAUUGUGAAAAUGAUUGAAGGUGGAAGAAUUUUCAAAGAACGUAGCACUGAUUGCUCGUUGAUCGUAACAUUAAUACUCGAAAAACUACUUUGAACAUGAUUGAUGCGAAUUUAAGGAUAAAACGAAUAAAGAAUGAUGAAUUUAGGAAUCAAAUUAGGGGAGGAAUUUCACUCAGCUCCUCAACAUUUGCUUGUAGAUGUCAUUGAAUUCAUUAAUCGUUAAAGUAAUUGUAAAAUGAUGGUGAGGAUGUCAUGGGGAUCUCACAAUAUGUUGGAUUUUUUUUCAUUGAGUACAUUAAAUAGAUUGAGAAAAAACAUGAAGGAAUGUUCCCGAACUAAUUUCUUGAGUUGAAUACA
Diachasma alloeum is the source of this 3147-nucleotide messenger RNA. RefSeq lists its product as uncharacterized. Bases 694 to 2562 code for a protein of 622 amino acids. The record is from RefSeq and is a predicted model, not a curated record. Lineage: Eukaryota; Metazoa; Arthropoda; Insecta; Hymenoptera; Braconidae. The transcript is spliced from 8 exons.